AACAGAAAACAACAGCGCAUGUGUCGUUGACUCGUUGUCACGGACACAUCAAAAUGGCGAGCACAUUGAUUUCGGCCAAGUAUCCAACUAAUAUAGAUGCCACUAAGACCCCUUUGGCUUAUGGAAAUCGUGCUAUUCCAAGAUUAAACAGGGAACUUAAUGAUGCUAAUUUGUUGGUACGCCAGAGGGCAGUUAUGUCCCUUUGUGACCAUCUUCAUGAUCCGGAGCACAUAGCAGAAUCAAUCAGAACUGGUAUUGAUAAAAGUUUGAAAGGACUUUUAAAGGAUCCAGAUAUAACUGUUCGUCAGAAAGCAACAGAAUGUCUCUGUGUGAUGGCAGGUCAUGCCCUAGGAAGAGAUUCUUUCUUGGAAAAUGAGACCAUCUAUCCAGUGGCUCUACUCUUUGAUGACCCUGAACCUAUUGCCAGAAAAAAUGCACAUAUGUGUGUCAUGAUGAUCUCAGAGACACCACCUGGUGCUGAGGGCAUAGUUCAAGCACAGUUUGUUGACUUGUUGGUGAAGAAACUGCAAGUGGAGCUGGAUAACAUAAAGGAGAUUAUUUUGGACACACUUCACUUCUGCAUGAGAGUUGACACUAAUAGUGCUCUGGAAGCCAAUGCAAUGGAAGCAUUCACAGUCUUGCUCAAACACGAGUUACCCACCAUCAGAUUCAAAGCUGCUAGAGAUAUUAUGGAUCUGAGUGUACCUCUGGCUGGCAAAGAUAGGGCAGUUGCUUGUGGAGCUCUUCAGUUAUUAAAAGACAUGUUGAGUGAUCUAACGACUGAAGUUAGAGCUAAUGCAGCAGGAGCUAUCAUGACCAUCACCAUCACCACCAAAGGUAAAUACACAGCUAUACAUGCCAUGACCAUUCCAGCCUUGGUCAACCUGGUGGAUGACAUCAAUAGUGAAGUCAGACUCAAUGCAAUCAAAGCCUUAACUUGUCUGGCAGAAGCUCCAGAAGGGAGGAGAGAAUUGUUACAGCAUGUAGAGCAGAUACGCAAUCACACGAAAGAUCACAGAGAGGCUGUAGCUCAUGCCGCAAGGAUUGCUGUCAAAGUUAUAACAUGGCUCCCUUAAUGUGUUAAUUUUUCUCCUGCUGAUUGUAUCAUAGUGUUCUGUGUAUAGUUUCUCAUUCUUAAGAAACAUAAUGUGGCAAUAACAAAAUAUUAUUGAUAACAAAAUAGUAAUAAUAGCAGCAAGUAUUUAUUACAAGUUUUUUUAGGGGGUGGGAAAGGUAUAUGGAAGGUAAAAAUAGUCUGCAAAAUCGUUGGUUAUAAGUUAUAUCUGAAUUGUAUUAAGAAUGUAAGACUUUAGAAAUUGACACUAAAAAUCUUAUGAAACAAAAUAAUAAUAACUGUUUUACUUUUUCUGUGAUGUGUCAAAAAUAGAUUAAUAUGCAUAGAUUCUACUCUCUAUCUAUAUCAUUUGAUUGCCAAAAAAAAUUGCAAAAUAUAAAUUUAUUGCUUCAAAUAUGAUUUUGAUCUUAUUUACAUAAUGUUUUUACAAGUAAUAUAUUAUAUGCAAAUUUACUUUAUUUAUGAACAAAAGAAGAUUCUUUUACUUUUUUAUACUAAUGUUUGUUGAGUAUAUGCUGCAUCUAUUUCACAAUUACCGUUUCAAUUACAGUUGGAAUAUAAUGCUCAUUUAGGUUAUCAACCAAGGCAAGUCUCAGAAAUGUAGCAUCUAUUACACAAUAGUUUUUAAAAUAAUUUUUGAAAACUAGUAUUGAAAGAAAUAUAUAGGCCUGUAUAGAUCUAGGCCUAAGAGUAUUCAGUUGUUUUUUUUCUGUAUAAAAAUAAAUAUUUUAACUUGAAAAUGACUUUGUUGCAGUGGCGUAGCUAGGGUGGAGGGGAGGUCCAAAUUUGAAAAUCUCCCCUGCGCCCCCCACUUGAGAGGGUCCCCCCAAAUGAGUGUCAGAAAUGUGUUUUUUCCAGUAUUGCAUGUCAUGAUGUCGAAUGUCAAAAUGCAGGGGCUCCUAAAGAGGUCAAGCCCCAGGGCCCCCCCCCUAAAUCCCUAGCUAUGCCACUACUUUGUCGAAUGUGAUUUGAAUGUGCGGUCUCUAUGCACAAAUAGAAAUGCUUGUUAGCAUGUGUUUUUAUGUCUAUAUCUCUACACAAUGGGAUAAAUAUCAUUAUUUAUUUGAUGUCUCUCAAAAAUACAAGCUCAUGAUUACAAGAUUACAUGAUUACAAGAUUAUGAAUGUAUCCUGUGUCCUGACUGAAAUAAAAACUCUGAUGACACAGUG
Biomphalaria glabrata is the source of this 2244-nucleotide messenger RNA. RefSeq names its product radial spoke head 14 homolog. NCBI's taxonomy places the organism in Eukaryota, Metazoa, Mollusca, Gastropoda, Planorbidae. Bases 54 to 1076 code for a protein of 340 amino acids. The record is from RefSeq and is a predicted model, not a curated record. Gene Ontology annotation, molecular function: protein binding. The transcript is spliced from 10 exons.